This is a messenger RNA of Diorhabda sublineata, 2976 nucleotides long. RefSeq names its product inhibitory POU protein (gene acj6). Gene Ontology annotation, molecular function: RNA polymerase II cis-regulatory region sequence-specific DNA binding; DNA-binding transcription factor activity, RNA polymerase II-specific. The record is from RefSeq and is a predicted model, not a curated record. The transcript is spliced from 6 exons. The coding region runs from base 192 to 1328 and encodes 378 amino acids. Gene Ontology annotation, biological process: regulation of transcription by RNA polymerase II. NCBI's taxonomy places the organism in Eukaryota, Metazoa, Arthropoda, Insecta, Coleoptera, Chrysomelidae.
AGUCAACCCUUGGAUCGUUUAAGGGUGCACUAGUCCCUCUACAGCGCGCUCAAAAUACCUAAUACCUUAAAACUAAUUCUGUUAUAUCUCGAAAUGCGUUAACAAUAGAAAAAAAAAGAACAGUUGUGAUAUUUGUGGUAAUUAACGAUGACACUUUGUGACUUUCGCUGAGUAUUGUUUUUAAAACUAAGAUGUAUUCGCCCGAUAAGAUGAUGGGCUCGAAAGGUCCUACGGGUCUUCACGGGCCUAUUACUUCUACUGGUGCCUGUUUCGCUGGUAGGUACUCUCCUACCUACAGGAGUCCAGAGCCUAUGAGCAGAAGGUGCAUGCCUAACCCGUCGAGUCGAAUAUUAGAGGAUGCAUCAAUUAUGUGCAAUUCGUGGUCUCCAAGACAUAAUGGUGAUCUUUUUUCCGGACUGAACGAUGGACUGAUAAGUAGGGCCGAGGCCCUAGCGGCUGUCGAUAUUAAACACCAGGGAACUGGCGGUCAUGGAGGUCUUCCUCAGCUCAAACAUGAUAUGAUGUACCAUCACAGUAUGGGAGCACCACCACCGGUCAGUAGGCCACACCAUCAGAUGGGUCACAUGGACGGCCUCGAGAUGCUAGAUCCGAUAUCAUCAUCUUCCAUGACGACGUUAACACCAAUGUCGGAAACACCGACGCAUAUGCAUUCCUAUGGAAUGAACCAUGUCAUGAACCAUCAUCAUCAUGGAGGCCCUCUUUCGGGUCACAGUGCCCCAGGACAUCAUCCUGGUCAUCAUGGAGGGCAUCCAGGAGCACAUCAUCCUGCCAUGGCUGCCGCUGCCGCAGCAGCUGCGGUUGCCGGCCUGCAUCCAGAUGCCGAUACCGAUCCCCGAGAAUUAGAAGCGUUUGCUGAGAGAUUCAAACAAAGAAGAAUUAAGCUGGGGGUCACGCAGGCCGAUGUAGGCAAAGCAUUAGCAAACUUGAAACUUCCAGGUGUAGGAGCAUUAUCCCAAUCUACUAUAUGCAGAUUUGAGUCUCUUACACUAAGUCACAAUAAUAUGAUAGCUCUCAAACCAAUUCUUCAAGCAUGGUUGGAAGAAGCGGAAGCGCAAGCCAAAAAUAAAAGAAGAGAUCCAGAUGCGCCGAGUGUUCUUCCAGCUGGAGAGAAAAAGAGAAAAAGAACUUCGAUCGCAGCUCCGGAAAAACGUAGUUUAGAAGCUUAUUUCGCCGUACAACCGCGACCGUCCGGAGAAAAAAUCGCAGCUAUUGCUGAGAAAUUGGACUUAAAAAAGAACGUCGUGAGAGUUUGGUUCUGUAAUCAAAGGCAAAAGCAGAAACGUAUGAAGUUUGCGGCACAACACUGACCGGAAGUUAACUUCGGGUUUCCUGUAAAUUAGUAAAAUAGUGUUAAGUUGAAUCCCGUUGAAAUAAACUGACGAUGUAGAAACUCUCCUAGUCAAGAGAAUACACGUAAAUCUAUAUCGUUAUUGGGUGUGAAAGUAGCCGGAUCGACGUAGUGACAAAAUCAGAUGUUGAUUGACUAAUAGUGAAGUGAUUUUCCACAGUUUAGAUCCAUCUCUAAAAAAAGUCGAAUUCUGAUAAACUUUAUUCCUUCAUAAUGUUAUAAUGAGACUAUUUUUUUAAAAGUUUCUUAUAUUUUUCAUAUAUUUGUGUAAUAGUUUUUUGGAUGAUGGACCUAGAUACAUGCUUUUUAGCCCAUUUCGCUAAAUUUCAAUAAUGCUCAAAGCACUGUAAAUAAUAGUCAACACAAGUACCUUGAAAAUGGGACUGCUUGGAAACGGUCGCGAAUAUAUUGAGUUAAAUUUUGUUCUCGUCCGUUUUAAGCUAUGGGCAUGAAACAUUCAUUUACAACACUGUUAUACGUUUGCUAUUAACAAAUCUGGCAGUAAAUGAACUAAUACUCAUAAAAACAAGAACAGUCAAAGCAAAACUACUACCGCAGCUUCCAUAUUAGCCUGUAAAGAGGUUGAGAGAUAUGAAAAUACAGAAAAUUAAUAUGAAUAGAGUGACUGACAAACUAAUGACAUGAAAUGAAACAAAAAAAUAGAUAGAAAAAAGGAGGCUAGGUAGGCAUUUCCUUUUCAAUUAGUGAUUCCACAGAAACAAUAAAAAAUUAACUCCGACUAUAAUUUCAAACAUUUAAAAUACUUGUGAAUAUUCUAUAAUUUCAAACAAUAUAUUCUACUGCGGCUGUUUUUGAACAGAAACAUUCAUUUGUAAAAUAUAUUUAAGAAUAGUACAACCUUUUUAUACAAAUUGGAAAUGAUUGUUUUACGAUGUUUUACAAAUACACUCUGUGAAAAAGGUAACGCGUCCCAUAAAAAAUUACAGGUAUUUCGGUAUCACUCACUUUUUCCUUUUUUCGUUCAAAAAUAUUAUGUACAUUAAACUUGGGAACAAACUGUGAAUAUAGAAGGAGUCAGAAGUACGUUUCUGGGCUUUAUAACGCAAACUAAUAUCCGAUUUUCAACCCUCCCGUCUUUGCGGUAAAAACACGUAACUGCAAGACAAUUACAACAUGUCUUGGCCAAGUUUCGGAAAGUACAAAAACCCUAAUAAAUGUCGUAGAACUACAGGAAGCCUUCAAAUUAAUCCACUACUAGUGUAUCAUGUUGAAAAUCGAAAUCAAUGAAGAGAAAACCUAAUCAGUAGUAUUCAGAAAAAAAUGGACGAAAUCACCCAAUUAACCAAGUUCAAAUACCUAGGAGUCAUCCUUGAACAAGAACCACAUACACAAGGCGAGGAAAGCAUCUACUGCGUGGGGAUACACUGCCAAUAGUAGUCACAAGAGGAAUAUUAAUCUAAGGUGAACAAUGAACGCGUUUCGGUACAUGAGAAAGAAGUUGAAAGAAAUCAUGGAUGACAGCGCCAUGUGAAGAUUCAAAGAGCUGAGAACCAACCCCAACAUACAGUUGAGGAAAUAAAAAAAUACUAUAACAAUCAUUCAGAGCUGCAGAAUUUUUUAGUAAAAAACGGAGUAGGAACAAAUGG